CACACAUGCACCACCCUCUUCCCCAUUCUGCCUGUCACAAGGCUCAGAAACCCUCUCUCAAACAGAAAAGAAAAAAGUUGGGCAAAGUCUGUCUCAGCUCCAAUAGCUACCAGACACCCACUUCCUUUAGAGGACCGGACUCUCUCUCUCUCUCUCUUUAUCUCUCUCUCACACACACUCACUCACUCACACACACACACACACACACACACACACACACACAUACACCCCCCCACACUCACUCCUGACAGAGAAGAUAGGACAACUGGAGAGACCAUACACACUUCCUACUCAUCCAGUAACUCACCCAGCCAUCGUCAGACGCUAAGACCAAGAUGUGGACUCUACUCUUGGGGGUUACUUUUGGAUUACUGGCCUCCUCCAGGUUGGAACCGGCUCAAGCUAUAGCAAAGUCCCGUAGCUGCAGCCAUGCUGGAGUGUUCCACGUGGAGGGAGAAGCUCGCUACUCGUUGACCUUUGAUCUGGCCAAAAAACUGUGUGAGAGCCUGGGCGGCACCAUCGCCAGCAAGGAACAGGUCACUGAGGCCCAUGCCCAAGGCCUAGAGACCUGUAGAUAUGGUUGGAUCAGCAAUGGAAAUACCACCAUCCUCAGACAGAAGGCCCAUGUUAACUGUGCCAACAACAUGACAGGAGUCUUCUUCCACCAUGACACUCCGGACCAACCCUUUGAUGCCUUCUGUUUCAAUGCAUCAGAUUUGUCUAUGAAGAACUGUGAUUUGGCAAUCAAUCCUGAUUCAACAGGACCAGAGAGUGUUCAGGUGACAGAUGGAGACCUUGCUUCUGAUGCUGCAGGUGAAGCCACAGAGCAGCCUAAGACAGAGGAGGUCCCAGAGGAGAAGACAGACAUCCAGACAUAUGCCCCAGCAGUGGUGGAGGACCAGGACCAGGUACAGCCAGAGGCCACAGAGGGAACCCCAGAGGACAGAGCCCAGCCUGAGGACAGAGCCAGCACAGAGCCUGACACAGUGGACACCACCUAUGCACCUGAGAAACAGGGAGCCGAGAGCCCCACUGAGUUAGUUGAGGAAGUGGACCCGACCCAACCUGCAUCCACUGAGGCUAGCCCAGAGGAACCAACAUCAGGAGCUGAGGGUUGGGCCUCAGAGGGGGCAGCCACAGAGAGCCCUGUCGGGGCGGAAGAGCAGACUGAGGGUGAUGAGACCCAGUCAGCCGGCCACAAUGGGGUGCUGGCCACUGAGAUGGAGGACACCACCGGGUCUGGGAUGCUACCGACUGGCGCUGAGGAGGGGGCCUCUUCUAUUGCACCACCUGUUCGACAGCCAGGAGAACCACAGGGCUCAGCCAGCGAGGAGGAUGUGCAGGAGAUAGUGCCAGAGCAGAAGGAGGGGGCAGAGGUCCCAGAUCAGCCCAUUCCCAGGGGGAGGAUGAAUCCAGGUGAGGGAGUAGCCCCUCCUCCAGCCGGGCACGAGAAUAGUAGCACACCCGAUUGGCUGAUUAUUGUGGGAGUGGUUGUGGCAGUGGGCGCUCUUCUCCUCGUGUGUGCUGCUGUGGCCAAGCGGAAGAGCUGGUGCGGUCAGCAGCAGACCCUGAUGAUCACCAACAAGGAUGGUAGUGACGGGAAUGGGGCGGCGGCGUCCGUGGCUAGCUCCCGCGCCCAGGAGAGAGAGCAGGAGAUGGUGACCCUGAUGAACAAAGAGAAGAUCCAGGAAAACGGCAACACAGAGGAGUUCACCGUUAUCACACUGGAUGAGUCCCCAGAGAAAGGACAGCUGGCAUGAGAGAGGAGAGGAGGAGGACAAGGAGGAGAAGAGAGAGGGGGACAGAAGGAUAGAGAAAGAUGAGUAGCUAUGGGAGUGCUGACACUGGGGCAGGACUAGAGAAGGUCUGGCUGAGGGUGGAGAUGGACACUUUGGCCUGCUACCAAGCAGACAGACACAUUGAACAUGCCAGCUGGGGUUGGGUGGGGGAUUUGUAAAUGUAAGGGAUGGUUAAUACUCUAUUGAUUCUGUUGUUGUAUUCUGCAGAGAAUGGCUCGUUUGUCUCACCUUGUUACUAAUGUGCAACAUCGGAAACUGGCCAAGUCCUUUGCCUGUCUCUCAGAUGGGCUAGCUAGACUGUUAAAGCCAAGAUGAGCAGAAUGCUACUUUCUACCCUGUUAUGUCAGGUAUGUGGUUAGGAUUGGACAGUUUCCAGUCCUAUGGUUUGGACUGUCUCUACAGCAGGGGUGUCAACCAAGGCUUCAUACACACAUGCUGAUAUUCACCCCUGCCUUUCAAUCAGGUUGAAAUUUUACCCUGCAGACCCUGUGACACUGGGGGACUGGAGGUUGACAUCCCUGCUCUAUGCCGGGAUCUGAGUGGAGAUGUUGAAGGGGUGUGUGUGUGUGUGUGUGUGUGUGUGUGUGUGUGUGUGUGUGUGUGUGUGUGUGUGUGUGUGUGUGUGUGUGUGUGUGUGUGUGUGUGUGUGUGUGUGUGUGUGUGUGUGUGUGUGUGUGUGUGUGUGUGUAUGCACAGUAUGUACUGUAUGUGUGUAUGUAUGUGUGUGUGUGUGUGUAUGCACAGUAUGUACUGUAUGUGUGUAUGUAUGUGUGAGGGGAGAGAGGAAGGGUGUUGAUAAAGGCACAGGUGUGUGGGUGGGAGUUUUUAAAGGUGGGGGGUGGGGGUCUUGGUUUGCCCACCAAGACCAGUCGGAGGUUGAGGUUAAGGUUAAGGUUGAGGGGAAGGACAUUGUUGAUAGUGUGUCACUUGAAGCUUUUGAGGCAUUGAGUUGGAAAAACAGGCGUGCAGAAAUGUGAAAACUAAACAGACGUCAUCAAAUCAUUUUGCUGGAUGUUCAUGGGAUUAAUAUUGUUUAUUUUGGAUGGGUAAAUGUGGGACGUUGUGGCCCACUGAUGUCUAUGCUCUUUAUCAUUCCCCUGUUUUCUUUCAAUAUCAACCUUCUGUAUAUUUCAAUUGUUUCCUGUGGAUUGGGAUUUGUUUUUUACAAGAAAACACAACGAGAUGUUAGUAUUUUAAUUUAUGCAGUUUGGCUUUUUCUUGCUAUUUUUGCUUCUGUAUAUAAUGUACACGUACUUUCCAAAUGCCUCAGCAACAGUUGUCAUUCAUCUUUUUUUGCAUGCAAUGCCCUUUAAUGAAGAAAUAAAAGCUGUCAUAUUUGAGAAUUAUUUAAUCAAAUUCAGAACCUAUGGUCUUCAAUUGUGAUAGAACAUUUGCAAUAGUCAGAGUAGAUAUUGUAUAAAUCAACUUCAUGUAUAGUAUUCAAGACUGUGCAUUUUAAAUACCUUUUUUUAUGAUGUCUAUUAACAUGGUCUGUAUAAAUAAUACAUUCAUGUUGAGUAGCGUACAGGAUUGUAUGGAAUAUCAACAGCUUUCGGAGAAUAGAUGCAAUGGUCAGAUGUGGAUGUUGGAGUACACGUAUCACAUCACCAUAUAAGUCACCUCAUGCUAUAUUGACAGAAAUGUGCCAUUUACAAUGACCUAGCACUGUGUAGUAAUGCAUUACACUGUGAUGGAACCUAAUAACUGUUGUUAACGGCCAACAUGAAAAUCAAUGUACAAUCCUGAGGAGUGACCGCGUCCCUCACUGACAAAAUAAUUGAUCUGGCUGGACACACUGACAACAACACAUGAUCUGGACACAGAUAUUACAGUAAUGGGCAGAAGAGAAGAGCUCCAAGCACAACUUUGGAUUCUACUUCGCUGGGCUCCUUUGUAACAAAGCAGCAGAGGCCAUCUUAUUUCUGUGGCUUUCCCUGUUAUGUGCAUCAGAGAGAGGGAGGUUGAUGAAUUCAUGUGUCUCUGGCUAGGAGCUCUGUGUCUCCAUACUGAUCCAGGUUCCAAUGUGCCCAUUGCUCCACACCUCCAUGUGAUUACAUAAUAAUCUGUCUCUUUCUUUUAUAGGCAAAUCACUUUUAUCUGUGAUUGUCUGUGGAUAUUAUGAAUCCUCCCAUAUCAGUUCGACAUUUGUCAUGCCUUUUGAGUAAGCGACAGGACAAAUGUGUGUCCCAGCUCUUUUGUGUGGCUUUUUGCCUCUGUUUUUAUUCCUCUCCGAUCUUGCUCUCAUUUGAUUCACUUUGAGGAAAAUUAGAAAUUGUAUUAGAGUAGGAGUGUGUAAUGAUGAAUUAAUAAAACAUUGUUAAUGAGAAAAUAUGUGUAAAGUCAUGGAUGAAAUAAAUGUGUAUAGAGGAAA
Salvelinus fontinalis (brook trout) is the source of this 4170-nucleotide messenger RNA. RefSeq names its product CD44 antigen-like. Gene Ontology annotation, cellular component: basolateral plasma membrane; macrophage migration inhibitory factor receptor complex; plasma membrane. NCBI's taxonomy places the organism in Eukaryota, Metazoa, Chordata, Actinopteri, Salmoniformes, Salmonidae. Gene Ontology annotation, molecular function: hyaluronic acid binding; cytokine receptor activity. Bases 336 to 1760 code for a protein of 474 amino acids. The record is from RefSeq and is a predicted model, not a curated record. Gene Ontology annotation, biological process: cell adhesion; inflammatory response; positive regulation of ERK1 and ERK2 cascade. The transcript has 8 exons.